CAUUCUACUAGAUUUGACCGUUAAAAAGGAAGUUAUACCUUGAUCUUCUCCAGCGCCCAACUGGACAGUCACUUUCUAUUUGGUAGGGUUUUGUCCUUUUCAAACCCUAGGGUUUUGCUUUCUCUCAAAUUCUUAGGGUUCCUCUGCUUAUUCAAAUUAAGGGUUUUUUUCUCUCUCCAAAACCCUGAAUUUGCAUAUCAUUUUGAAGGGUUUUCAAGAAACUAGGUCAAAGGCUUUGUCUUGGGUUUUUAUUAGCUUCUUUAGUCUUUUCUUUUGGCCCCAAAGCUAUAAAUUUGGAUACCCUUUUUUUCUCUUUCCAAAACCCUGAAUUUGCAUAGCAUUUUGCUGGGUUUUCAAAGAACUAGGUCAAAGGCUUUGUCUUUGGGGGGCUUUUUGCUUUAUGCACUCAUCUGGGGUUUUUCUGAUAUAGCUUCUUUUUAGUCUUUUCUUUUGGUUCCAAAGCUAUAAAUUUGGAUACCCUUUUGGUGGUUUCUCUUGGUUUUUGGUCUUUGGAAACUUAUUGGGUUUUCUUCAAAUUACUCAAUUAAGGGCGUUCUUGCUGUGAAGCUGCGAAUUUGGGAAAAUUAUACUGCAAAAGCCUGUGUUGGGUUUUAGUAGCAAGAAGCAGAGAUGAUUGCAGAGAAACCCAGUUGGAUUAGGCAUGAGGGGAUGCAAAUUUUCUCCAUUGAUGUCCAGCCUGGAGGGCUUAGGUUUGCUACUGGUGGUGGUGACCACAAGGUUCGUAUAUGGAACAUGAAAUCUGUUGGAAAGGACUUGGAAAAUGAUGAAUCCACGCACAGGCUUCUUGCCACCCUCCGUGAUCACUUUGGUUCUGUCAACUGUGUUAGGUGGGCUAAGCACGGUAGGUAUGUUGCAUCAGGGUCUGAUGAUCAGGUGAUUUUAGUUCAUGAAAGGAAGCCUGGUUCAGGAACCACUGAGUUUGGCAGUGGAGAGCCCCCAGAUGUUGAGAACUGGAAAGUUGCAAUGACUUUGAGAGGACACACUGCAGAUGUGGUGGAUCUUAAUUGGUCUCCUGAUGACUUGGCAUUGGCUAGUGGGAGUUUGGACAAUACUAUACACAUCUGGAAUAUGAACAGUGGAAUGUGUACUGCUGUUCUUAGGGGUCACUCUAGCUUGGUUAAAGGUGUUACUUGGGAUCCCAUUGGCUCCUUCAUUGCAAGCCAAUCAGAUGAUAAGACAGUGAUUAUUUGGCGAACAAGCGAUUGGAGCCUUGCUCACAGGACAGAUGGUCAUUGGACUAAAUCACUUGGAUCUACCUUUUUCAGACGGCUUGGAUGGUCCCCUUGUGGCCAUUUUAUCACUACCACUCAUGGUUACCAGAAGCCUAGGCAUUCUGCACCCGUUCUGGAGAGAGGGGAAUGGUCUGCGACGUUUGACUUCUUAGGACAUAAUGCCCCAGUUAUUGUGGUGAAGUUUAAUCAUUCAAUGUUCAGAAGGACUUCGACCAAUGCUCAGGAAGUGAAAUCUGCAUCUGUUGGGUGGAGUAAUGGGGCUUCUAAGACUGGAGGCAAAGAAUCACAGCCAUAUAAUGUUAUUGCAAUUGGAAGUCAGGACCGCACUAUUACUGUUUGGACUACUGCAAGUCCUCGUCCUCUCUUUGUGGCCAAGCAUUUCUUUACUCAAAGUGUUGUGGAUUUAUCUUGGUCUCCUGAUGGAUAUUCACUUUUUGCCUGUUCCUUGGAUGGGUCCGUGGCUACUUUCCAUUUUGAGGUGAAAGAACUUGGCCACAGGCUAAGUGAUACUGAAUUGGAUGAGUUGAAAAGAAAUCGUUAUGGAGAUGUGAGAGGUCGACAGGCAAACUUAGCAGAAAGCCCGGCACAGUUAUUGCUUGAAGAAGCUUCAGUUAAGCAAACUGCAAGCAAAAAAGUUGUUCCAGACAUUCAACAAAAGCAGAUACUUGUUAAAUCUUCUGUUGAUGCAGGGGCUGCAACAAAGACUGAACCUCAAGCUGAUGACGGGAAGAAGAGUGCUGGAACUGCUGGUGAUGGGUUAAAUAAGGUGUCAACUUCUGCCCGGAUUUCCAGUCCUGUAAAACAAAGAGAAUAUAGACGCCCUGAUGGCAGAAAGAGGAUUAUUCCAGAAGCAGUUGGAGUGCCUGUUCAGCAGGAAAAUCUUUCUGUCGUGGCUCAGAUCCAGGUGCUUGAGUUUCCUCUUAUGUCGUCUGAUCAUGGAAAGGAUGAUAAUGGGUUAGUUCCAACUGAGGGUGGCUUUAAAGAAAGUUCUGUCAGGGGGACACUAGGCAGAAGCUCUGAUUUAAAGGAGCGUUCAGGGGUCACUGCAAGGGCUACAAUUUCUGAUAGCCUAAUUAUUGAGAAAGUUCCAGUUGCUACGGGCAGAGAUGGAAGCAUCAACGUGGAACAGUCAGGGAACCUUAAGGCUUCUACUUCUUUGUUGCCUGCUUCUAAUACAUCUCUUUCUAUCAGGGUGUUUGAUAAGAAAGAAGGAUUAGAUGCCGUACCAAUUUGCUUGGAAGCUCGACCUAGAGAACAUGCUGCAAGUGAUAUUGUUGGGGUGGGAAAUACAUUUAUGAUGAAAGAAACAGAAAUUGUUUGCACUAGUGGGUCUCAAACUCUUUGGUCUGAUAGGAUCUCAGGGAAAGUCACUGUUUUAGCUGGAAAUGCAAACUUCUGGGCAGUUGGAUGUGAAGAUGGAUGCCUACAGGUUUACACGAAGUGUGGGAGACGAGCUAUGCCAACCAUGAUGAUGGGAUCAGCAGCAACAUUUAUAGAUUGUGAUGAGUGCUGGAAGCUGUUAUUGGUCUCGAGGAAAGGAUCAUUAUAUGUUUGGGAUCUAUAUAACCAGAAGUGUCUCCUUCAUGACUCAUUGGCAUCUCUGGUUGCCUUGAACCCUAACUCUUCUGCAAAAGAUGCAGGCACAAUCAAAGUUAUAUCUGCAAAGCUAUCAAGGUCCGGUUCUCCUCUGGUUGUUCUGGCCACUCGCCAUGCCUUCCUUUUUGAUAUGAGUCUCAUGUGUUGGCUAAGGGUUGCAGAUGACUGCUUCCCUGCUUCAAACUUUGCGAGCUCCUGGAAUCUGGGUUCAGUUCAGAGUGGCGAGCUGGCUGCAUUGCAGGUGGAUGUUAGGAAGUAUGUGGCAAGAAAGCCUGGUUGGAGCAGAGUGACUGAUGAUGGAGUGCAGACACGCGCUCAUUUGGAAGCUCAGUUGGCAUCCUCAUUGGCUUUGAAGUCCCCUCAUGAAUAUCGGCAGUGCCUCCUGUCAUAUAUACGCUUUCUUGCAAGAGAAGCUGAUGAGUCUCGUUUGCGAGAAUUCUGUGAGAGUUUUCUUGGACCUCCUACUGGGAUGGCUGAAGAUACAUCUUCAGAUUCAAGGAACCUGGCAUGGGAUCCUUGUGUACUAGGUCUGAGAAAGCACAAACUCUUAAGAGAGGAUAUUCUUCCGGCAAUGGCAUCAAAUAGAAAAGUCCAGCGAUUGCUUAAUGAGUUCAUGGAUCUCCUUUCUGAAUAUGAGAACAUUGACAGUAAUGUGGACCGGAAAAAUCCCUCCCCACCAUCAUCAUCUCCAAUAGCAACUAAUCAAAGAGAGACUGCACCACCAGUAGUAGAUCAGAUGGAUUCAACCCCCUCAGCAGUAGAGUGUAUGGAUUCUGGCCCUGCAGCUACAUUUCAAAAGAACUCAACCCAGCUAACAAAAGAUCAAGCAAAAUCUGCUCCAACAACAAUAGAUCAAGUUAAUUCGGAUUCACUAGUGACAGAUCAAGUUAAUGUGGUCCCCCAGGCAAAAGAUGCAGGUUCUUGAAUUCUGCAUCUUUUAGCAGUUGGAGCUAAUGUCUGACAUAGGAACAUACCAACUUUUGCUUUGAGGUUCUUUUUGCCCAUUUCAGCUUUUUGUUCCGAGGAUAUGUGCAGUGUAAAUGAGCUCUACAGAAUUUACCUGGUCUAUUUCCUUUGAGCUCCUCCCUGAAGUUGCACCUGGGUUUGAAACAGAUCUAACUUUUGAUGCGCCAGAAAUUUCAAAUUUGCCUUCGCAUAGUUGGUUUUCUGCUAUUAACUUGGUUGAUCUUUUGUCUUGUAUAAUGUUAGCCAUAAUGUGAAAUAGAAUUUCUUUCCAAGGCCCUCAUGCCUUACUGGAUGAGUUACGUUCUAACAUGUAUUCAUAGUAUGGGCCUGAUGCACAGAUUGAAUAAAAAUAACUUGCAAUGAGUAAUUUAAUUGAUAGUAUUUUAUCA
Molecule: messenger RNA, 4204 nt
Organism: Quercus robur (English oak)
Lineage: Eukaryota; Viridiplantae; Streptophyta; Magnoliopsida; Fagales; Fagaceae
Product: protein HIRA
Exons: 10
Coding region: 631-3774 (1047 amino acids)
Biological process (GO): chromatin remodeling; DNA-templated transcription; regulation of DNA-templated transcription
Cellular component (GO): nucleus; HIR complex
Molecular function (GO): nucleosome binding; protein binding
Source: RefSeq, a predicted model, not a curated record